Messenger RNA from Helobdella robusta, 399 nucleotides. RefSeq lists its product as hypothetical. Lineage: Eukaryota; Metazoa; Annelida; Clitellata; Rhynchobdellida; Glossiphoniidae. The coding region runs from base 1 to 399 and encodes 132 amino acids. The record is from RefSeq and is a predicted model, not a curated record. The transcript is spliced from 4 exons.
AUGAGUUCGAGAAACCUCUGCUGGGAGUACUUCAACAACAUCAUUUUCAUCAUCAACAACAACAUCAUCAUCAUCAUCCUUGCUAUUUAUGUCAUCGAGGUUUUCUUCAUGGGUAGAGCGAAGGCCAGCUUCUCGUUUGGCAAUUUACAAGAGAAUGUCAGGGAGGGAAGAGGAUUGUACUCACUAUGUUCUUCUACGCCUGUGAAACCUGAACUAUAUACAGUAGGCAUGCUAAACGGUUGGAUCACUUCCAAAUGGGUUGUCUCCAAAAACUUUUCCGCAACAAGUGACAAGGUGCAGAAGUUCUGGCACGAGCCAAAACACACAGCAUCUACGCUUUCUUACAAAAAGCUCAAAUCAGUUGUUUCCAAGUUUCUAUUUUCAUCAACAAGGAUUUGA